This is a messenger RNA of Mya arenaria, 1781 nucleotides long. Its product is annotated as solute carrier family 13 member 2-like. Lineage: Eukaryota; Metazoa; Mollusca; Bivalvia; Myida; Myidae. Gene Ontology annotation, molecular function: transmembrane transporter activity. The transcript has 14 exons. The record is from RefSeq and is a predicted model, not a curated record. The coding region runs from base 1 to 1749 and encodes 582 amino acids. Gene Ontology annotation, cellular component: membrane. Gene Ontology annotation, biological process: monoatomic anion transmembrane transport.
AUGCUUCGCAACUUUUUCCGAGAUCUUCUCUACUUGAGGGAUAUUGCGACUGUUGUUAUGACGCCAAUUAUUUUGCUGCCGUUUCUGUUGGUAGAAGGUGUAGGGGAGGUAGGAAAAUGUGCGUACUGCGUUUGUAUGAUGGCGAUCUUCUGGAUCACAGAGGCGCUUCCUAUUGCUGUGACGUCACUGAUUCCUGUGUUCCUCUUUCCAAUUGUUGGCAUCCUGUCCAUCAAAGACACGUCACAUGAAUAUAUUAAUGAGACAAACAUGUUGUUUGUGGGCGGGGUGAUCGUUGCGGCCGCCAUUGAACACUGGAACAUCCAUACACGUCUCGCCCUAAAAAUCCUUCUCAAGGUUGGCCCAGAUACAAAAUGGUUGAUGUUAGGUCUGAUGGUCCCUACUUGGUUUAUGUCUAUGUGGAUCAGUAACACCGCUACAGCUGCCAUGAUGGUGCCAAUAGCGAACGCCAUCCUUAUGCAAUUGAAGGACACAGAGGAUGAAUAUAAAAACACGUUCAACAACUCUGCCAUGGAACUUGAUGACAUCGCAGUGAAAGUGCAGCCUGAGGAUGACAUAGCCAAUGGUGAAUCAAAAACAUUGAGCGGAGAAAUACAGAAAACCGAUAACAAUUUACUAGACGGUCUUCCAGAAAAUGUUUUGGAAGACAACACAAAUGAGUCGUUUACUCGUCUAUGCAAGUGUCUAUCGUUGAGCAUCGCGUACUCGGCCAACUGCGGGGGCAUCGGCAGUCUCACAGGAACUGUACCAAACCUUGUCAUGAAGGGACAGCUCGACAUGAAGUUGGAGGAGUAUGGCAUUACGCAAUCUCCAAUCACAUUCGCCACGUGGAUGGCGUUUGGAAUACCUCUGUCCUUUACAUUAGUCAUCAUUGUCUGGAUCUGGCUGCAGGUCAUGUUUCUCAGAUGCAAAAAUUGUUGCGGAUCCAAAAACCCGGAACGUGUAGCUAGGGUGAAGGCUGCAGUUCAAAGGGAAUACCAAAAAUUGGGACAAGUCACAUUUGGCCAGGGUGCAGUGCUGGUCCAUUUGAUAGUUUUGGUGAUCCUAUGGGUUACGCGCGAUAUGGGCGGAGAAUACGGCUGGGGAAAACUCUUCAAAGAGGGGUUCGUGAAAGACGGUGUACCAGCGGUGUUUAUAGCCACUCUUCUAUUUAUAUUCCCUUCGAAAGUUCCUGAGGCAUUUUGGACCCGCGAGCCGUUGAAGCCCAUAUUAUCGUGGCGUGCGGCGGUGGAUAAGGUACCAUGGGGUGUGGUCUUCCUGCUCGGCGGAGGCUUCGCUAUGGCCAAGGCAUCAAAGGAGUCCGGCCUGUCCGCCUGGGUUGGGGAGAAGCUGUCUGUUCUCGAUUUCUUGGAUCCCUGGGUGCUUAACCUUGUGCUCUGUUACAUCAUCGCCGCCAUGACGGAAGUAACGUCCAACACUGCCACGUGUACGCUCAUGAUGCCUAUCCUGGCUAACCUGGCAGUGCAUCUGAAACAAAGUCCCAUUUAUCUGAUGUAUCCAACCGCCAUAGCUACCUCAUUCGCCUUCAUGCUGCCUGUGGCCACGCCUCCUAACGCCGUCAUCUUCUCAUAUGGCUAUGUCAAGGUCACGGACAUGGUUAAGGCAGGAUUCGUCUUGAACAUAAUCUGCGUUUUGGUGCUCAUCGGAUUCACAGAAACGCUUGGAAACAGGCUGUUUGAUUUUCACACGUUUCCACCGGAAAUAGCUCUACAUUACAAUAUCACGGCAUAACAUUGGACUUCGUAUUGUAACUGAUUGAAUAU